GCCCAUAGAAAUUCCCAGAGCUCGUGCACUUUUUGACCACGGAGACUCCGCCUACAGUUGCAGGUCCGGAACUCGCAUAACUGCUGUGCUCGGGAUCUACCCUUCCUGUAGCCGUCCUGUCCUGUGUGCUCGUGAGCGGAUCGCAGUGGAGAAGCCCCGGGUCAAAUUCAUCUGCCUGCCGGUGAGAAAACCCGAUUUCUGGAGUUUCUCGUCCUGUACAGCCGAUGACGUUCUGUGUACGAAUCUGCGGGAGAGACAGCGAGAAGAGAGAGAGCAAGAGAGACUAGAACUGCUAACUUUAUCGUAGCAGGAGGAGGAUCCGACGGUGUUGUGCCAUACUUGAAGCACUAUGCUGGCAUCAUGUAGGCCGGAUCGAGGUUCAUGAGGAGUCGAGCAUGCUUCGAGUUCGAACCUUCGGGAUUUUGACGCAUUAAAACCUCUGCAUCUUUGUUGCGUGACGUUUGUUUCCCCCCGUGUCCUCCUUCUUCCGCCCCGUUAGGGUCUGCCGGGACGUUCGACAGAAUCAUUCGUUGAUUCAUUGCUGAUUGAGUGUGUGUGCGCAGCACCGUCCCGCUUCUACCUUUAUUUCCUAUUUGAUGCUUUUUGGUUUGUUAGGUUUGGAAUUUCGGCUCUGGUUUUGAUUCACGACCGCCGGUAUCUGAGGCACCUCGAGCAACAUUCGGCCGGGAAAGCUGGUGCCGUCGUGAGCGAACGUUGACUCUUCAUUCUGGUUCACAUUCGCAGACAGCAUCCCUUAUACCGAAGGCACAGGGAUGACAUGGUUAGAUGACUACUGGCCCUCGUGGCACUCGGAUGACAGUAGCGCAGCCCCGAAAGUGGAGUUCAAUGGAACCAAGAUUUCAGAUUCUGUGUACGACUUGCGACCGAUGGCAGAGCAGGUGGAAGACUGGGAUGUAGAACUUGUUUUCUUUCAUGGUCUACUUCUAGAACAGAACAAGCUGGACGAGGCCUAUUUCAGAACAUGGGUGACCAACACGAUAGAGCCACAAUGCUGGCCAGCAACGAUUCUCACAAAAGAUUUUCCAAAGGCUCGAGUGCUGUCGGUCAAUCUCGAUGGAGCUGUAAAGAAGGCGGCCCCGACAGGCCGAAACGACAUGGACAAUGUGGUGGAGAUCCUUGUGGCAGAGCUGAUAAGGAAUACCAGACCUUUUGGUGCGGGCAUCGGACAAACGGGAACGCCCGUAAUCUUCGUGACCCAUUGUUUGGGCGCGCUCGUAGCUCAGAAGCUCAUCAUGGAAGUGGACAAGCAGAUAACUCAACGAGGUGAUUUGAAGCUGAAAUCUUUUUGGGACAAUCUUGGAGGGGUCGUCUACUAUUCGCCGCCCUUCUACGGAUCAGAACAGUUUAUGAAAGCCACAAAUUCUAUCAAAUCGAAAGGCCCACUUGUAUCUUUCAUGGAUGUCCUUUGCAAAGACAAUGCCAAAAUCGUACAGACCUUUGAUGAACUUUUGACCUCUGAAAGGUUCAGCCCGAGCCCACGCAAAUUGGUCAUAAAUGAAUGCGAUGAAACCAACAAGGGUGGUUUCAAUGGCCAGGUUUCCGAGGAGGCUGCAGCAAGAACAGGAGAAUUUGUGACCGUGGAAGGUGACCACUACACCGUCUGUCAGCCAGAGGAUGAGACAAGCUUGAAGUAUCAGCACCUGGCCAGCUUCGCUCAAGAAAUCGUGCAACAGUACGUUGCUAGACACAGGCCACUCGCCCUUUCUAUGGGAGGAGCUCCAGGACCGUCUUCGUUGAUAAGCCAGCCAGUAGAGGCUGUGGCGAAUGCUGCAAACGAGACUCAGCAGAUACAGACCAAAAGCAAAACUUCUCUCGAGGAUCAAGUUAAGUCCUCCCAAACCGCUGAUGGUCAGGCACUUUUUAAAUCAGCUUCAAAGCUGGAGAUUGGAGACAAACUGCAAAACGAAGGAGCCAAAAGGUCUGGGUUGGCUGCUCAAGGUAGAAGGCUGUCGGACCUCACAUUCUUUGACCGCUAUGAUUGAGAUUCUUUUUGUGAUUACAGCCACUGAUCGUCACACCUUGCCUUCAAUUCUGUCAAUAUGGUUCAAUUUAACAUUUGUAUCCCUCUCCCCUUUCGUAACUGUCUAUAUGAUGCACAUAUACAUGUAGAGAUUCUUUCUGUGAAAAUGUGACCAACUUAUUUGUAGAUCCCUCUUCGCUCCACCCUGUGGCCCACUAAACUUUUGUGUAUUAUCUAUUCCAACAUCAGCUAGACUUGUGGGUCAUUGCGGGCCUGCAAAAGGCUUGUCCCGAGGGCCUAUUUACUGUCAUGGUCAAACUGCCCUUAUAUGAAAAAGCCUGCGAUCUUCGCUGGGCCUGGUGUCAAGAUCAUACAAAUUGCUCUU
Marchantia polymorpha subsp. ruderalis is the source of this 2366-nucleotide messenger RNA. The record is from the annotation of a GenBank genome assembly. NCBI's taxonomy places the organism in Eukaryota, Viridiplantae, Streptophyta, Marchantiopsida, Marchantiales, Marchantiaceae.